Messenger RNA from Haliotis rubra (blacklip abalone), 4298 nucleotides. RefSeq names its product receptor-type tyrosine-protein phosphatase mu-like. Gene Ontology annotation, biological process: protein dephosphorylation. The record is from RefSeq and is a predicted model, not a curated record. Bases 16 to 3483 code for a protein of 1155 amino acids. Gene Ontology annotation, molecular function: protein tyrosine phosphatase activity. The transcript has 29 exons. Lineage: Eukaryota; Metazoa; Mollusca; Gastropoda; Lepetellida; Haliotidae.
CUUAACAUAAGGACGAUGUUGACGAGGAUAAAGGAAUCCAACAUGCGUUGGUUCUGGAUUGGACUGUCCAUUGCCUGUGUCUCUGUGACCCUCACUGAUGCCGAGUGUCACUGUAACACCACUACUGCCUGUACCGUGUUCCCCUCUACUCCCUGUAGCCAGGUCGGUGAUCCAGACAGAUGUCAGGAAGGAUGGUUCGGUUCCUACUGUCAGAAACAAAACAUCGCUUUGAGGAGAUCAAGCAGCCAGAGUAGCACUUUGAACAAUGAUCCAAAUACCUUUGGAGCAGGACUUGGUGUAGACGGCAGAGCCACCACAGAUGCCACGAGCUUGCCAUGGACAUGUGCUCAUACAGCCAAUCAGUCAAACCCCACCUGGACUGUGAACCUGACCACUUCAGUUCCGGAGAAGAUACAACACAUCAGACUCUAUAUCCGUGACAAUUUUCAGGAGAGAAACAACGGCAUUGAAAUACUUGUGGGCAGCCAGCUGUGCUACAACUGGUCAUCAACUGAACAUCCUCCUCCUAUAGCUAACGUCACCUGCCGCCAGCCACUAACAGGAACCACGGUCACUAUACGGAUACCUGGUCAACAGAAAUUCCUUGUACUAUGUGAAGUGCAAAUAUUUGUUUGCAGUGACGGUUGGUUUUCUGAAGAUUGUGACAAACAGUGCCGAUGCCUUAACAGUACUGAUGUAUGUGACAAGAUCACUGGUCACUGUUCUAGUGGAUGUUUUCCAGGAUAUAAUGGUACCGACUGCCAAACAGUAUGUCUAGAUGGUACAUACGGUAAGAACUGCUCCUUCAAGUGUGGAAACUGUCUGGAUGAUGUCAGCUGUGACAAGACAAACGGAACAUGUCCUGACGGAUGUGCAGCAGGAUGGAUAAAUGACACCAUGUGCCAACGCCCAUGUGCAAAUGGUUCCUAUGGUAUCAACUGUGCCUCUCAGUGUGGAAACUGCCUAAACGAUGACAUCUGUGACAAAACAAACGGUACCUGUCCUGGGGGAUGUGCAGCAGGGUGGCACACUGAAACAUGUCUGCAAGUAUGCCUAAAUGGUAUCAACUGUGCCUCCCAGUGUGGAAAUUGUCUGGACGGUGUCAUCUGUGAAAGGAUCAACGGAACAUGUCAUGGCGGAUGUGCAGCAGGAUGGAUAAAUGAUACCAUGUGUCAAACCGAAUGUCCAGAUGAUUUAUAUGGUAACAACUGCUCCUCCCAGUGUGGACACUGCCUAUACGGUGAAAUCUGCGAUAAAGGGAACGGAACUUGUACAAACGGAUGUGCAGCAGGAUGGAUGAAUGACGACACAAAGUUAUGUAAACAACCAUGUCCAAAUGGAUACCAUGGUGACAACUGCGUCGCUCAGUGUGGAAUUUGUCUACAUGGUGUCACCUGUGAUAAGACAGAUGGAACAUGUCCUGGAGGAUGUGCAGCUGGAUGGGUUAAUGAUGACACAAUGCUAUGUUUGCAACGUCUUGCUGGUGAAGGGUCCACAGGAGGAAUCAUUGGAGGCGUCAUUGCAGCUGUCGUAGUGGUAGCAGUUGUCGUGGCCAUUCUCAUUUUCCGGAAAAGGCGAAAACGGAAAGACGAUAACGUGAGAGAUCCCGUUCAACUGGAGGACAUUCCCAAGACAGCAAAUAAAGAAAAUCACACACACCUGUCAGAUAAACCAUCCUCCAGUAAAUCUGCCCUGAAGCCAAAACCUGCAGUGGAGGAAGAUGAGGAUGCCGUGUUUUCUGUUGAGACUGAAGUCGACGGAGGCAGCCAGGCUGCCGCCACCUACUACAACUGGGUGCCACCUCACAUGCGGCUGGAUAACUUGAAACAGUGUAUAAGUGAGAAGAAGAAAAAAGCCUCAUUUGAAAGUGAAUUUCAGACAAUCCCAUAUGGUGCAAGACAUCCACAUGAGGCCGUGAUCAAACCUGAGAACAUACCGAAGAAUCGUUUCCUUGCUCUGUAUGCAUAUGAUGAUUCGAGGGUUGUGCUGGCGAAUGGAGAAGAUUACAUUAACGCCAAUUAUAUCACGGGAUAUGAUGACACUGCACAGUAUAUAGCAACACAAGGACCCAAACCGACAACAAUCACUGACUUCUGGCGGAUGGUGUGGCAGGAGGAUGUCACACAGAUAGUCAUGCUGACGAGGCUGGUGGAGGUGAACAAGAGAAAGUGUGAACAAUACUGGCCAGAUGGAAGCAAAUCUGAAACCUACGGAAGCUGUAAAGUUACCAACAAAAAUUUGUCCGCUCGGGCUGACUACACAGUCUCAACGUUUCUGGUAGAAAACUCGGGUAGCGAGAGAACUGUGACGCACUACCACUUCACAUCUUGGCCUGACCAUGGUGUUCCUUCUGCUCCUGCCCUAGUCAACUUCUGGAGACUGGUCAAACAGGGGGACAUGGACAGAGGACCCAUGCUGGUACACUGCAGCGCUGGGGUUGGCCGAACAGGUGCAUUCAUUGCCUUGGACUACCUAAUGGAUGAAGCUGAGAAUAAACACAGCGUCAACGUCUACAUGUGUGUUGGCAAAAUGAGACUGAACAGGAUGAACAUGGUCCAGACAGUGAAACAGUACGAGUUUGUGCAUGAUGUGGUCAUGGAGGCUCUCAAUAGUCGAAGGACACUGUACACUUCUUCCGAGUUUGACAAAACGUUUGGUGAUGGUGGCACGUUUACGUCCCAAGUGAAUAUGCUGAAAGAACAAUUUAAGUUACUCCAAGAACAAACAUCACCCCUGGAAGAAGAUUUAUUCUCACAGGCACUGCUUCCAGAGAACUCGAGCAAAAAUAGAAACCAGCGUAUUCUUCCGGGAAACAGGUCCAGACCCUACCUGUGUACUCCAGUUCCGGGUCGGAAUGACUACAUCAAUGCAGUGUUUCUGCCGUCCAUCCGUCGACCAUCGUCCAUGAUAGUCACCCAGACUCCACUGCCAGAUACUGUAGUAGACUUCUGGAGACUGGUGUACGACCAUGACUGCUUCACAGUUAUCUGUUUGGAUGACUCUCAGGAGACAGAAGAAAUGUAUCCCAAAGAUAGCAAGACAUUGCAAAUUGGACCAUUCAGUGUAAUGCAUGAGGAAACAAAAUCAAGUGGGACAAGCUAUACCGAGAGAAAGUUAACGCUUGAAUAUGACAAGGAGGAGAGUGAGCAGUCAGUCACAGUGUUCCGCCUCCAGUCACCGAGCUUGAUCUCCGACGCUUCUCCACUACUGGAGCUGAUCAACGAGGUGGACAGAAUCAUCACCCCUGGUGGCCAUAAGAUCCUCAUCCACUGCCGUGACGGUGCCAGCGUAAGCGGCGUGUUCUGCAGUACCCUGAACAUCAUUACCAGACUGAGACUGGACAGAGACAUGGACAUCUUUCUCACCAUCAGGGAACUGCAGCGUGUCAGAUCACAGUUUAUACAGUCCUUCGAUCAGCUGAAGCUGUGUUACAAACUGGUGAAGGAAUAUAACCGUACUUCAAACGUCUAUGCCAAUCUGUGAUAAAGAAAUAACAACCAAGUACUCUGCACAGAUAUGUUUUACAUAUAGUGUCCGGAAUAUUCCUAAUUUGAGUAACGUUCAUGCGCUUGAUGUCUUGAUAAGGCAUGUACUCGAACAACUAUCUCAGACUCAGAAGCUGAAUUUGUACAACUGAAACCAGUGUCCAUCAACGUUUAAAACUUGUAAAUUCAAUAUUAUUAGGGAAUAUGGCGGGACGUCACUUUAUAUCCGAAGGUAUUUUCCGAGGCUUCAAAUUACAUCAAGAAUUAUACAUCAUUAUACCAAAAUAUGUAAUAUCAUGAAUACUAUGAAGGUUUACGAUAGUUUGUCUGUAAUGUUUGUUAUUUUAUCUCAGUCACCGCACAUAUAGCUGAUUGAAGUUUGUCGAAUUUGUGAAAUAGGGUAACUGCAAUCAACAUUUUUGUACUUAAUAUUUUCAUAAUGAAAGACUAUUUUAUUGUAGAUCAUUCAUCAAAUUUGUAUGGUUAUUUGCCCCAUUCACCAAAUUGAAUAUGUUCUUGAAUAUAAUCAGUGUGUGAGAGAUUGGGUUUAGUUUUACGCAGUUAGUCGCCUCUUACGACAAGCAUGGGUUACUGAAAAUUAAUUCAAACCCGGAUCUGUAGUCAGGAAUAGGUAUUCUUCACUCACAAUUUAUACUCAUAUUGUCUGAUCUGUUUUCGACGUCAAAUGUUUUGACUGUUGUGUUUAUGUCGUGUGUGGAAAAUCCUAUUGAUUACGUGUCAACGUAUGCUGUUUUGCUGCUUACAACUCAUUGUUGAAUUGAUAGCAUGUAAUAAAAACUAUUCUACAAGAUA